AUGGAGAAAGAGCAAGAAAAUCAGCCGGAUUCAAUCAUGGAAGACGACCAAGAUUCAGAUGGAGCUGAGACGGUGGCGCCGCCGGAUGUUUCCACCAACAAACCACUGCGGGUGAAGAUUAAGUUUCCAAACAUGAAAAAAAGCGUGGAGGAGGAUGGCCCAAAAGUGAAGAAUCAUUUCUGUUUGGAGUGCAAAAAGAGAUUUAGCUCCGGCAAGGCAUUGGGAGGUCACAUGAGCAGUGCUCAUGUUCAGGCAAACAAAGAUUUCUCCCUCAAGAAGAUGAAAUCAAAGACAAAGAGGCGGCCGAAGAAACUUGUGUGCUCGGGUUCUCCUUCUGGGUAUGGUGGAAAAAAUAUUUGUAAGAUCUGUGAGAAGGAAUUUACAACAAAGAAGUCCUUAUUUGGGCACAUGAGGAGCCAUCCGGACAGGGAGUGGAGGGGGAUGGAGCCACCAGCUGAAGCGGUUAGAAAUCUUUCCGAGCCAGAAUUUGAGGCUGUGAAUGAGGUACCUUCACAUGUUCUUGAUGGUGAUCAGGUUGAUUCAGGUCUUGUGGUGGUUUCUGCGGUGCUGGGUUUGAAUGAAUCUGUGAAGUGGCAGGUGACAGGCAAGCGUGGCUGGUCUCCAACUAAGCCAGUCAUUGAUUCGCCGCCUCUUCAGAGUUCAAAGGAAAUUCUAGCUGUUCAACAGCUGAUAAGACUUGUCAACGGAGAUUCUAAACCUAGUGAAGAUCUUGAUUCCAAGGUUAACGAAGGUGAAGCCACUAGCAGCAAUUUUUGGACUCCUGAGGAUGUAACUGAUGAUGCUAAUCAGGAUUUUCAAUUGGAUAAGAACAGAGAGAAGGUGUUUCCCGCCGGAGAUGAAAGGUAUUCUCCUGUUAAAAAGCUGAAAAUUUGGGAACGAACUGAUGAAAACCCUGGUGGUGCACAAUCCAGGAGAACCCUCUGCAAUUUUAAAGGAAAGGGAAAAUUGAUUCCUGGAUACGAUACUGAAAAUUCUACAAGUUCGGAUUCUUCAUCAGACGAGUUUGACUAUCCUUAUAAAUAUCAUCCUAGAAGCUGUAUGAUGACUAAAAUAAAGAAUACAAAAGAGAAGAUAUCAAUGGAACUAGAAUCGGCACCAAAUUUCAGCCAUAUUGGACUGGCAGCCGAAUCUGCCCCUCCGGCAGUGACACCUGAUAAAUACAUUUGCAUCACUUGUCGCAAGAGUUUUCUAAAACCCCAAGCACUAGGUGGGCGCAGAUCAAGCCACAAAAAGUUCAAGGUGAAGGUUUACAACACCAUUGAUGAUAAGUCUUCAAAUGGAGCUUCUUAUGUUAAAAAUGUACCAAAAGCAAAUGCGAUCAAACAAUUGGAAGUAAACAAGGCUCUUGGAGUUCAGAAUCAAUGCCAUUGCACUGGUGAGUGCAAUCAUGCUUAUCAUGUUACAUCCGCAGACAAAGCCAAAAAAGAGAAAAGAGUUCAUGAGUUCGACCUCAAUGAACCAGGAUGGUGA
Molecule: messenger RNA, 1491 nt
Organism: Fraxinus pennsylvanica
Lineage: Eukaryota; Viridiplantae; Streptophyta; Magnoliopsida; Lamiales; Oleaceae
Source: the annotation of a GenBank genome assembly